AUGGAGAACAACGAUGUGGCUAGGGAACGAGCCAUCCAACUGGGGGACGAACUCUCAGCCAGCACGUACAGUCGAGACCCUCAAGACUUGUACGCCUGUGACAAGUCCUACGCACGCAGAAUACCCCGUUACGGGUCCACGAACCCCUGUUCAAGGGCGUCCGAGUGCCAACAUAUCCACAAUUUUUCCGACAUCCCACAAUUCCAGGAUCUGUGA
This is a messenger RNA of Prunus armeniaca (apricot), 216 nucleotides long. Lineage: Eukaryota; Viridiplantae; Streptophyta; Magnoliopsida; Rosales; Rosaceae. The record is from the annotation of a GenBank genome assembly.